Molecule: messenger RNA, 761 nt
Organism: Linderina pennispora
Lineage: Eukaryota; Fungi; Kickxellomycota; Kickxellomycetes; Kickxellales; Kickxellaceae
Product: single hybrid motif-containing protein
Exons: 1
Coding region: 245-697 (150 amino acids)
Cellular component (GO): mitochondrion
Molecular function (GO): propionyl-CoA carboxylase activity
Source: RefSeq, a predicted model, not a curated record
AGCUUGCUGCCUCAUCAGCUGCCCUUGAGCUCAUUCGUCCAAAUCAGAGAGCAGUCGGCCAAGGCGCUCCAGCAAAAUGUUGUUCCUGCGCCGGCCACAUCGUCCGAGCUUGUGCUGCUCAUUCCGCAAUUCCAGGAGGAUGGGUCAGUUGAAAAGCUCGAGGUCACCGUUAGCCUGAAGCUGACGUCCAAGACCGUUGACCUGCAGGGAACCAACGAGUUUACCGCGAUCACCACGCUCCCUGAUGGCUCGCAGCACGAAGUCUCAUCUUUCUGUCACUUGGGAUGUCGACGAGCCCUUCGUUGAGGUAGUUAAGCGCGACAGCGAGACAACCAACAUCACGCUCCAGUACCUUGAUCCACUGCCUCUUGGAUUCCGCGUCCAGUAUCUCGGUACCAAGUUUGACAUUGACAUCCUGAGCCCGCGCCAACGCGAGCUGAUGAAGUUUAUGAAGGAGAAGGAAAAGCUCGAUACCUCGAAGCUGGUCCUUUCGCCGAUGCCUGGUACCAUUGUGUCUGUUGCUGUCAGUGCAGGUGACGUCGUGGCCGAGGGUGCCGAGGUCGCCGUGGUCGAGGCGAUGAAGAUGCAAAAUGUAUUGCGUGCCCCGCGUGCUGGCACGAUCAAGGCAGUGCAUGUCAAGCCCGGAUCGACAGUCAGCGGUGAAGAUAUUCUCAUCGAACUCGAGGAUGAGAAAUAGCUGUUCUUUGGAUGUUGGUGAUAUUAUCAAAGCAAUACAAAAAUCCAAUGUUUUCCCUCUGUUC